Messenger RNA from Dendronephthya gigantea, 615 nucleotides. RefSeq lists its product as uncharacterized. Lineage: Eukaryota; Metazoa; Cnidaria; Anthozoa; Malacalcyonacea; Nephtheidae. Bases 1 to 615 code for a protein of 204 amino acids. The record is from RefSeq and is a predicted model, not a curated record. The transcript is spliced from 3 exons.
AUGACGAUUUUUCUGACUGAAGAGAAGGCCACGGCACUUGCCGAGCAUUGCAAAGCACUUGUGGAUUUGAGUAGGCUCAAAAUACGUGAAGUGGCACAAGUAGUGGGAAAAAUUAUUUCUAGCCUUCCAGGGGUCAUGUAUGGGGCAUUAUACCAUAGGAAUAUUGAACUCGAUAAAACUCAGGCAUUAAAACAAAAUGCUGGUAACUUUGAUGCAUACAUGACUUUAAGUGAUAGCGCAAAAAAGGAAUUGAAUUGGUGGGCUGAAAAUGUCCAAGAAAGCUAUAACUUAAUCUCACAUGGGCACCCAGAUAAAGUAAUCACUACUGAUGCCUCACUCACAGGAUGGGGUGCCGUAUUUGGGAAGGAAUCCACUGGGGGCUUAUGGUCUACAGCUGAAAAGACUAACAACAUCAAUGCUUUAGAAUUCAUUAACCAUAUGGGUACAUGUCAUUCGAAUAUCUGUAAUACCAUAGGUAAGGAGAUCUGGGAGUGGUGCAUUGUUCGCUCUGUCUGGAUUUCAGCUGCACACAUUCCAGGAAAAAUGAAUGACGAAACUAGAGCGAUACAACAUUUCAACCACAGCAAAGGACGUUAUUAUGUCAUCAUGGCGUGA